Molecule: messenger RNA, 507 nt
Organism: Blastocystis hominis
Lineage: Eukaryota; Bigyra; Opalinata; Blastocystidae
Exons: 1
Coding region: 1-507 (168 amino acids)
Cellular component (GO): nucleus; cytoplasmic ribonucleoprotein granule
Molecular function (GO): RNA endonuclease activity; mRNA binding
Source: RefSeq, a predicted model, not a curated record
AUGGAAUAUGUGUUGGAUCCGCACAAGCAUUACGAGCACACCGACUUCGCCGUGGUUGUGGAUUAUCAAAACGUGGCCAUGUCCUAUGGGAAGAACAAAAGGUUCAUCUGCAAGGGAAUCGAGCUUUGCAUCGAUUACUGGGAGACCAAAGGCUUCACUGUCGUGGGCUUUGUGCCUCGCUAUAUUCUGCAGGAUAACGUUUCGAAGAACCCGGAUCCAGCCAAGAUCCCGGAUGACCGAAAAUAUCUUCAACGAUUGUGGGAUGAUGGGCAUAUCUUCCAGUGCCCACCGCAGGAUUACGAUGAUUCCUAUGCGAUCGAGUAUUUGAAAAGGAAGCCGUCGGUGAUCGUGUCGAACGAUCUGUUCCGCGAUCACAUGCAAAGUUGUUCACAGCAAGAGAAGGAGUUCAUCAAAGCCCACCUCAUUUCGUAUACGUGGGCGGGAGAUGAUUUCAUGCCAAAUCCCCAGUUCGAUUGGGACAAUAUGAUUCGAGCGAGCUACAGGUAG